UUACAGUAUAGAUGGUAUGAACUUGAGUCCAGUCAUUACUCAAUUUGAAAACGUCCGCUUUCGCUUUCGGGAUCCGAAACAGCAGAUCAGAAGCUCGGCAAUAUAAAAUUUCCCUCGCCACUUGGAACUCACUUAUCACAUGUUGCCUUUGCCCACCAACGCGUGUCCUGCUACAUGCCUCUUUCUCUGUUUCACAACCAAACGUGGUGCCUUCAUGCAUCCCCCCACUCCACUCUUCGGGGCUUGUAACACUCCCAUAUACCUUUCUUCCUCACCCAAUAAAGUCUCCUCUCCCUAGUCCCUUCCGGCCUUCCUCUCGACCUCCACCGACCAGACACUAGUAGCAGACUAGAGCAAAUCAUCAAAAUCCACUAUUUAUUUCCUUUCCUUUCAUUGUUGUUUUGUUUUCUGCCUGGUAAUCAAUCUGAUGUGAAAAUUAUUGAGAACCAACUUCCAUACCGAAACAAAUAAAAACCCGAGCAAAAGCCCGUACAAGUAGAAACAGCAAAGCUCACAGCGCAAUAAAACAGAGAAUUGGAGAGACAUGUCGGGGGUAUCUGUCGCCGUGUCUUCUUGGAAGGAGCCGGAGACGACCACAUCAGCCACCGGCACGAAAGCGCAGCAGAAGCCCAUCCAACAGCAACCACAGGCAUCGGCACCCAUGGGGGGAGUUAUGGGUUCAUUGCGGGUAAUAGAGCUCCAACUAGUAGCCUUCAUCAUGGUCUUCUCCGCAAGUGGCCUCGUCCCAAUCUUAGACUUGAUAUUCCCGGCCUUCGCCUCGGUCUACCUCCUACUACUUUCACGACUUGCCUUCCCUGCGCACGGCAGUACAAUGGCGGGGUCAGAAGAGAUCUUCCAGGGGAGCAAGUUGUUCCGGCUCUACGUGGUGUUGGGUACCACCAUAGGGCUGUUCUUACCGUUGGCUUACGUUCUGGGAGGGUUCGCCAGAGGGGAUGACCACGCCGUCCGCUCUGCCACGCCGCAUCUGUUCUUGCUCUCCUUCCAGAUACUGACGGAGAACAUAAUAAGCGGGCUGUCCUUGUUCUCGCCGCCGGUGAGAGCUCUAGUUCCGUUACUUUAUACUGUGAGAAGGAUCUACAUCAUCAUCAAUUGGAUAUUCGAUGUCUGGCUUAACAAGACCUUGCCUGCUAAUGCACAACUUAAGGAUGUUGCGUGGCUAUGGUUUGGAAAGGGCUUGGCUGUUGCAAACUUAGCGUAUUUCUCCAUCAAUCUCUUUGGAUUUUUGAUUCCUCAGUUCCUUCCAAGGGCGUUUGAGAGGUAUUUUAAGGAAAGGAAUGAAAUCCACUCUAAGAUGGCAGAACACAAGCGGUCCGCAGCCAUGAACAAAGCACAAUCAACACCUACCGAGUCAAAGAAGGCUGAUUGAUCAUUGUCAAGUGAAGUGUGUUAAAGGCCAUCACAAUGGACAAAGCUUUCGUUUAUAUUGUAUGGUCUUUGAACUUGGUAAUGGUUUUGCUUUUUAGUAGUCUAGUGAUCCAUUGGCAUAGCUAGGUGAUAAACUUUAUUCAGUUUGUGGCUGUGUUGUUUUGGGUUUUGAAAUUUGAAGGACGACCUCUGUUAUUCCUUAUUUGAUGAAUUGACUUCUUCUUUUCUUCCU
This is a messenger RNA of Nelumbo nucifera (sacred lotus), 1618 nucleotides long. RefSeq lists its product as uncharacterized. Lineage: Eukaryota; Viridiplantae; Streptophyta; Magnoliopsida; Proteales; Nelumbonaceae. The record is from RefSeq and is a predicted model, not a curated record.